GUACAGGUAAGUUUUUACUAACCUAAUGGUGAAGAGUUCAUAGUUCCCAUGUUUCCUGAACGCAACACACGUUAUGUGGUGUUUUCUGAUUGGAUGUUUUACAGGAAGCGAGAAGGCUCUCCAUGCUUUGCGAUUAUACCAGAUAUCCACUCAGAUGGACAGUACAGUAUUUUCUAUCGAGCUGAGUUAAACUGAGGUUCAGUGGAUACAGUUUUGAAUGGAAACUAUCACGUUUUUAUUCCUCGCGUGCUCUCAGGUAGCUCUGACGUGUGUCCUCGUGUUACUGAAGGCAGAGCAGCUGUCAGCUGACGGAGGCGGCUGGUCAUUAAACUCAGAUUACAGAUUAAACGAUGAAGGUCCUUGUAACAUCGACGUGUUGGACGGCUCUUCAAUCUCACAUCGGGAGUUCAUCGAAAGAUACGCGUACAGCAGACCGGUCAUCCUCAGAGGUCUGACUGAUAACUCGAAAUUCAGGUUUUUGUGCUCCAAGUCAAGUUUACUGGAAGAAUAUGGCGACCGGAGAGUUCGGCUCAGUACAGCGAACACUUACUCCUACAGGAAAGUGGACGUCCCUUUCAGAGAGUAUGUGGAGAUGCUACUGAGGCCUCAGUCUGUCGACGCUCUCGGCAGCGACACGCUGUAUUUUUUUGGAGACAACAACUUCACCGAGUGGCAGAGUCUGUUCGAGCACUAUGAGUCCCCGCCGUACGUGCUGCCGCGCACCAGCGGAGCGUACAGCUUCGGGAUCGCAGGCCCUGGAACAGGAGUUCCCUUUCACUGGCACGGCCCGGGUUACUCUGAGGUCAUCUAUGGCAGGAAGCGCUGGUUCCUCUACCCGCCUGAUAUGGAGCCUCAUUUCCACCCGAACCGCACCACCCUGUCCUGGGUGACGGAGACCUACCCCAACCUGCCGGAGGACGAGGCUCCGCUGGAGUGCACCAUCCGACCCGGAGAGGUGCUGUAUUUCCCGGACCGCUGGUGGCACGCCACUCUCAACCUGGACACCAGCGUUUUUAUCUCCACCUUCCUGGGCUGAGCUUCCUGUUCAGCCGCUCUGCUUUUCAUCACAGACUUCGUCUUCCAGAGCAGGCUGACGGCGGGAAAAAACAGACUCAAAUACGGAUUGAAUUUGAUAUUUCAGCAGGACGAUUGUUUUAAUUAAGAGUCGGAUGAUAUUUUAAUCUGAAGUGAUGCAGAUAUUUAAUUCCAGCACAGUUACAUUCCAGGUGAACAGUUUGGAAACAGUCCUUAUUUUUCUGUCUUUAAUGAAACCAUGCUUUCUAAUAAUAAUAAUAAUAAUUAUAAUUCUAUGUUAUUAAAGACCAAAGCAGGAAAAAGAGACGAACCAGAUGUUGCAGAUCAGAGGAAAACAUGUUUUAAUUAUGUGUAACUUAAUUUAUAAAUGAGAUGUGAAGAUCAUUUUCAGAUGGAAAUAUAUUGGUGUUGUGUCAUCAUAUCAUCAUUAAGUGAUGAAGAACAAAACAUCUGCUCCAGUCAGUGUUGUGUCAGCAAUAUGGACGCCUGCUAUUAAAAUGUUUUUGCAGAUAACAGA
Molecule: messenger RNA, 1552 nt
Organism: Thunnus maccoyii (southern bluefin tuna)
Lineage: Eukaryota; Metazoa; Chordata; Actinopteri; Scombriformes; Scombridae
Gene: jmjd8
Product: jumonji domain containing 8
Exons: 9
Coding region: 218-1036 (272 amino acids)
Cellular component (GO): cytoplasm
Source: RefSeq, a predicted model, not a curated record